AUGUAUUAUUUAAUAGCGUACUGCUGCAGCUUCGUUCUCAUAUCUCUGCUCUGCAUUUCGGCUCCGGUUUUCUCAUCAGGCGGAUCUUUCAUCAGCUUGUCACCUGUGCCUAGAGCAAAAUAUGUCGGCUACAAACACGGAGGAUGUGAAGGACCAAGAGCUUGCUGAUAGUGCUCUCAAUAACCAAGGUCACGGUGACAGUGCCGAGCAAGACAUAAAAGCUUCAGAUGAAAGCCGCGAUGAACAUCCCAUGCCUUCAGUUCAGAAGGAGGAGGAAACAAUUAAGAAAAAGUAUGGGGGUAUUAUUCCUAGGAAGCCUCCACUAAUAUCCAAGGACCAUGAGCGGGCUUAUUUUGAUUCUGCUGAUUGGGCAUUGGGAAAGCAGGGAGCCCAUAAGCCGAAAGGACCACUUGAAGCACUCCGCCCAAAGCUGCAGCCUACACCACACCAGCAAGUGCGUUCGAGGCGCGCCUCCUAUACGCGCGCAGAUGAUGUUGAAGUAGAUGGCGUCAAUAACAACACUUCGGAGGAGGAAGUCCAAUCCAGCGAAACCGAUGGUAGCAGCAGUAACAACACCAGCACAAACACCGCUACUGAGGAUGAGAGCCGCCAUGAGUAACUACCUCCUGCAUGCUCACAAAUUAGAAAACCCGAGUCCCAGAUCUUUACCAGAGUGCCAGAGCAAAUAAGCAAACUGAAUCAUGCAACGUUUUUGUACUUGUUGUAACAUGAAUCAUGUAACAGUAUUACUCUGCACCAAAUUAUGACAUUCACAUUUUCUUA
Messenger RNA from Rosa rugosa (rugosa rose), 783 nucleotides. RefSeq lists its product as uncharacterized. Lineage: Eukaryota; Viridiplantae; Streptophyta; Magnoliopsida; Rosales; Rosaceae. The coding region runs from base 122 to 619 and encodes 165 amino acids. Gene Ontology annotation, cellular component: cytoplasm. The record is from RefSeq and is a predicted model, not a curated record. Gene Ontology annotation, molecular function: protein phosphatase inhibitor activity. The transcript has 7 exons.